Messenger RNA from Trypanosoma theileri, 648 nucleotides. RefSeq lists its product as uncharacterized. Bases 1 to 648 code for a protein of 215 amino acids. The transcript has a single exon. Lineage: Eukaryota; Euglenozoa; Kinetoplastea; Trypanosomatida; Trypanosomatidae. The record is from RefSeq and is a predicted model, not a curated record.
AUGGGAGAGGGUACUGAUGAGCAGAGUGUCACCAGCGUCACUUUUCAGUGGGCGCGUGCUGGAAACACGUAUACUCUGCAGGGUAACCAGGUGCUGCACAAAGGGGGAGGUGUUGCUCCCUAUAGACCGGUGAUCGGUGACUUGGCAAUAUCGCCAGGUAGAGGAAAACUCUUUUAUGAGAUACGAACAAACACCGACGGCUGUAAGAUAGGUCUGUGCACAGAAGAGGCGUUCCAUACUGAAGUAGAACUACAGGAUGUAGAACUAGGAAAAAAAUAUAUUCCCUCAGAGCCAUCUGACAAACUGCCACCCAAUCCCAAUUGUUGGGUGUUUAAUUGCCAGACCUCUACUGUAGAAGUGAAUGGGGAGGAAAAAAAGAAACUAUGGCGUUUGUUUGUCCCUGUCUCAGGGGCACGGUUUGGAUUUCUUGUCAAUACCGAUGAAGGAAUUGUACAACUGUACGUCAAUGACGAAUACCAGGGUAUUCUAUUCGACAGUUCUCUGGGUCUGAAAGGUAAAACCCUCUUUCCAUGCAUUGGACUAGCAGGAAUGGAUAUGAACAAUAGAAACAUUGGGUUCGGCAACAAGAGCGCCACUGUGAGCCCUGUGAAACGAUUUCCUGCCAGUGGAGGUGUGAAUACUGCUUGA